Molecule: messenger RNA, 267 nt
Organism: Colletotrichum godetiae
Lineage: Eukaryota; Fungi; Ascomycota; Sordariomycetes; Glomerellales; Glomerellaceae
Exons: 2
Coding region: 1-267 (88 amino acids)
Source: RefSeq, a predicted model, not a curated record
AUGCUGGCCCUGGCACACCCUCUUCAACCCCUGCUAUGCCCCUGCAGCAGCCCCGGUCCAGCUGCGAGCUCUGGUCUUUUCCUCCGUCCACUACCCACAUCUCCCCUGUCUGUCAUUCCCGUCAACCAUCUCAACUUCUCUAGGGACACUUACUUACCGCAAGAGCCUCGACUGCUUUCAGAUGACGCUGGCGCCGUUUUGACUCUAUCGCCGUUUGCAGACAUCCUCACUGGCCUGAAUUCCAUCCGCCCGAAGCCGUGUCUCUGA